UCCUGCGCCGCGCGGAGACUUCGGCAGUCGCAGCCGGACGCCGGCGGGGAAGGGUGGAGUAUUUGCUGCAGAAGACACGACAGGGGCGGCAGGCAGACAGGCAGGCGGCCUGAGAAGACGGCAAAGGAUUUCCCCCCACCCUACUCCUUUCAUCCCCCCACCCUGAAAUAUCUGUGGCCCAGGACCACCACAAGGGAGCUGGGGCUGCCUCCUUAUUUCUGUCUCCCUUUAGAGAGUCCAUUCGCUUGACUCUGUUUUUUGGGGGGGCGGUUCGGGUCCCCUUAAGGCUAGUAAAGAGGUGGGGGCCACAAUGUAACAAGGGCAUGAGCAGAGACCCCUGAGGGGGGGUUGAGCCCCCUUCCCCAUUGAUCCCCACUUUACAGGCCUUGUAUAUUUAUCUCUUCUCCCCCUCCUCUCUUCAAAAGGUUUUUAACACCCCAGCCAUUGGCCACCCCUCUCCCUGUCACCUGCUCAAGGAUCUUCCUCAUUUCUCCCUCCCUUUUUAAAAAUUAAAUAUACAGGGGUCUGAAUUGCUCACCCCCAUUUUAAGGGGCCUGUAUAUGUGUGUGUAAGAUAUAAGAAUUCCUGCCAUCUUCGUUUAGAGAGAGAGAGAGAGAGAGUGUCACACUCCCACUUUUAAAGAAUUCUUCGUUCCCUGUUCCUCCAAACCCUAUUUGGGCCUAUAUUAAAUUGUGUUUUCUUUAAAGGGGCCUGGGACAUUGUGUCUCUUCUCCCUGUCCCUUUAAUUUUUAUUGCUUUCUCUACCCCCCACACAGGAGAGGGUUUAUUUCCUCUGCCUUAGAGAAGCCCCCAACCCUGCCUUUAAAAGCCAGCCAGGUGCCCCUUUCCCCUUUGAAUCCCUUCCCAGUCAAGGUGCUAACCACCCCCCCCUUUUUUUUUGGAAGCCAGAGAGCCUUAAAACACUCUUGCCUGGCGAUCUCUUGUAUUUGCAAACCGCUGGCCUUGAUGAUUAUAUUCGUAUUAAUAAUCAUUACUGUAAUAUAGGGCCAAAAGGAACCUAAAUGACCCCCCUUUCUGACUGUGGCCCCUCUGGCAUCUUUCUGCCUUCAAAGGAGGGUUAAACAACCCCCAAUCUCUCCCUCUCUCUUCCCCCAUGCCAGGAAAAGCUCCUCGCCUUUGGGAAGCCAGAGCAGCCAGCCAGUACCCCUCACCCCCUUUGCCUGGGGGCCCCCCGACCUGCGCCUCCCUGAUCAUGCCGAAAGCUGCCCCCCAUCCUUGGGGGCAGCCGGGACGAAGGGAGACAAGCAGAUCCCCCCUCGCUGCCCCCCUGAGUGCCUCUUCUUUUUCUCCUCUCCUGGCCAUCCCUAGCCUGGAUUGCUGAUGUGAGCUUGCUUUUGAGGUUCCCCUCCUGUUAGCCUCCCUGCGUCUCUCCCGUCACGGGCUUCAUGCCCCCCUGAAGAGGAUGGAGGUGGUGGGGGACUUUGAAUAUAGCAAGAAGGACCUCAUAGGACACGGAGCCUUUGCUGUGGUCUUCAAAGGUCGCCAUCGCAAGAAAACUGACUGGGAAGUGGCCAUUAAAAGCAUCAACAGAAAGAACUUGUCGAAAUCUCAACUCCUGCUUGGGAAAGAGAUAAAAAUUUUAAAGGAACUUCAGCACGAGAACAUUGUGGCCCUCUACGAUGUCCAGGAGUUGCCCAAUUCUGUCUUUCUAGUAAUGGAGUAUUGCAAUGGUGGCGACCUGGCAGAUUACUUACAAGCAAAAGGAACGCUCAGCGAGGACACCAUCCGUGUGUUCCUGCAGCAGAUCGCGGCUGCCAUGCGCAUCCUGCACAGCAAAGGGAUCAUCCACCGGGACCUCAAGCCGCAAAACAUCCUGCUGUCGUACGCCAGCCGCAGGAAGUCGAGCGUCAGCGGCGUACGCGUCAAGAUAGCUGACUUUGGGUUCGCUCGCUACCUCCAGAGCAACAUGAUGGCAGCCACCCUCUGUGGUUCUCCAAUGUACAUGGCUCCUGAAGUGAUCAUGUCGCAGCACUAUGACGCUAAGGCUGACCUGUGGAGUAUAGGAACGGUGAUCUAUCAAUGUCUGGUUGGAAAGCCGCCUUUUCAGGCUAAUAGCCCUCAAGAUCUGAGAAUGUUCUAUGAAAAGAACAGGAAUCUGAUCCCUAGUGUCCCCAGGGAAACAUCCCCUUACUUGGCCGACCUGCUUUUGGGUUUGCUCCAAAGAAACCAGAAAGAUAGGAUGGACUUUGAAGCCUUCUUCGGCCACCCUUUCCUCGAUCAGGUUUCGACGGUCAAAAAAUCGUGUCCUGUGCCCGUGCCGACGUACACCGGCUCCGGCUCCGGCAGCUCCUGUGGUAGCUCUCCCUCCUGCCGGUUUGCUUCUCCCCCAUCCCUUCCAGAUAUGCAGCACAUCCAGGAUGACCACCUCUCUUCCCCUCCCUUGGGGCCUCCGAAUUACCUUCAGGUGUCCAAGGAUUCCCCCAGCACCAGUAGCAAGAACUCCUCUUGCGACACGGAUGACUUUGUUCUGGUCCCGCACAGCAUCUCCUCCGAUCAGUCCUAUGACAUGCCUCUGGUAGCCACAGGCCGGCGGUCCUCGAGUGAAUUCCUGAUGUGCGGAGGGCAGUGCCAGCCGUCGGUCUCCCCCCGCAGUGAGACAGCCCCCAUCCCGGUCCCCACGCAGCUGCGCAAUUACCAGCGCAUCGAGCAGAACCUGACCUCAGCCGCCAGCCCCGUGUCCAACCCCCAAGGGUCACCGAGAUCUGCUGCAGUGAGGCGGUCGAACACCAGCCCCAUGGGCUUCCUGAAGACUGGCUCCUGUUCCCCAGUGCCAGCGGACUCUGCCCAGGCUGUCGGGCGCCGGCUGUCCACGGGCUCUUCCAGGCCAUAUUCCCCUUCCCCACUUGUUGGCACCAUACCUGAGCAACUUGGGCACUGCUGUUGUGGGCAGCUGCAAGGGCAUGAAUCCAGGAGCCGAAACUCCUCAGGGUCCCCGGCACCGCAGUCCCAGUCUCCGCAGCCCCUCCUGAUGGUGGGAGCCCGCCUUCAGAGCAACCCGACGACCCUGACGGACAUUUAUCAGAGCAAGCAGAAGCUCCGGAAGCAGCACUCGGACCCCGUCUGCCCAUCCUACGCGGGCCACGGCCACUCUCCGCAGCCCGCUCGGCCGGUCAGCCUGGGGACAUCGCCCACCAAGCACGCAGGGUCGUCGCCCCGGAGCUCGGACUGGCUCUUCAAAACUCCCCUGCCGACAAUCAUUGGCUCUCCAACAAAGACAGCAGCUCCUUUCAAGAUCCCCAAAACCCAAGCAUCCUCCAACUUGGUGGGCCUGGUCAGUCGGCAGGGGCCGGCCGACGCCCCCUUGCAGCAGGCGAAAGACGUGGGCGAGACGAGGGAGUUCUCGCACUUCCAUUCGACGCAGGGGAGCGACAGGCAGGCGGCAGAGCAUCAGCAGCGCGGCAAGACUCUGUUUGGCAGGUCCGUGAGUACCGGCAAGCUAUCGGAUCAGCAAGCGAAGGCGGCUCUCAGCGGGCAGCUCUACCAGGGCAGCACGGACAGCCUUAAUACAGAACGGCCGAUGGAUACAGCUCCACCAGGGGCCUGUGGCGUCGCAGCAGUGCCUCCCUCCGUGGGAGCCGUUGGGAGCUCAAGGGCCGUGAUGUUUACUGUCGGAUCCCCUCCGAAUAGCGCCACCCCUCCAGCCUGCACCCACAUGGCCCUCAGAGCCCGAACGACAUCUGUUGGCUCCAACAGUUCCGGGGGGUCUCUGUGUUCCACCAGCGGCCGCGUCCUCAUGGGCUCCCCACCAGGCAUUUACAUGGGCUCCUCUCCUCCUGGAGCAGAGGCCUCUCCGUACCUGAGGUACAUGUCUUACGGUACUUCACCGCCCAGCUUGGAGGGAUUUAUCACCUUUGAAGCUCCCGAACUGCCAGAAGAAACUCUGAUGGAGAGGGAGCACACAGACACCCUGCGCCACCUGAACCUGAUGCUGGCCUUCACGGAGUGCGUCCUGGACCUGACGGCCGUCCGGAGCGGGAACCCGGAGCUAUGCUCCUCGGCGGUCUCCCUCUAUCAGAUCCAGGAGAGCGUCGUUGUGGAUGAGAUCAGCCAGCUGAGCAAAGACUGGGGGCAAGUUGAGCAGCUGGUCCUGUACAUGAAAGCCGCCCAGCUGCUGGCGUCGUCCUUGCACCUGGCCAAAGCACAGAUUAAAUCGGCAAAACUGAACCUCUCUACCGCAGUGAAGCAAGUGGUCAAAAACCUGAACGAGAGGUACAAGUUCUGCAUCGGCAUGUGCAAGAAGCUGACGGAGAAGCUGAACCGGUUCUUCCUGGACAAGCAGAAGUUUGUCGACGAAGUCAACAGCGUCACGGCCGAAAAGCUUAUCUACAGCUGUGCUGUGGAAAUGGUACAGGCAGCAGCCCUGGACGAGAUGUUUCAGCAGACGGAAGACAUUGCCUACCGAUACCACAAAGCAGCUCUGUUGCUGGAAGGCCUGGCGAAGAUUUUGCAGGACCCGGCCGACAUAGAAAACAUCAACAAAUAUAAAGCUAGUAUCGAACGGAGGCUCUCAGCUCUUUGCUGCAGCGCGGUGGCCGUUUAUGAACAGUAACCAGUUGGCCUGGGACCAUUUGACAGAUGUUCUGCUGCAGCCAAAUCACCACCUUUGCCCCUGCCCUGAUGGAGGGCAGGUUUUUUACAUUUCUGUGGGUUUUCUACCAAAGAGAAAAAUGCAGCUGGUUCACAGAGGAGGAGAAACCCUGAAUUAUUUCAGAGGAGACUUGCCUUUAUGACUUAACAGAUCGCCCCCUGUCCUUCACUGAGCAGCUGGAUUUAAAAGGCUUUGUCUUUGCAUUUCCAACGGAACUGGUUUCCACGAAACCUUGGUCGCAGGACGGUGAAUGGGCUUACUAUUUUUUCUUACAAAAGCAUGGCACAAAUAAUCGAAUUUCUUCACCGAGGUCCAGAACAGCUGGCUUCCUGUUCAUUUGGGGGGGGGGGGUAAAGGGUUUCCUUUUUUUGGAACAAGACUGCAGAACGAAGAUAAGACAAUGUUAAUCACAACCCUGUGUCUUGUGAAUGCCUUUGCUAGGUUUGGAUCUGAGCUUGUGUCUUGUAAAUAGCAUUCUUCCAGCCCAUUAGGCAAGAGAAGAAACUGCACCUUUGUAAGAAAACCUGAGGAAAUGAUGGACCCAAGGAUACCUAUUUCUUUGGUUUUGCGAUCAGAUUGCAGAGGGGGAAUCUAUUCAGAAUCCCUGAAACCAGUCUUAGCAAUUAUCGUGGAUAUGUAAAAUCUUUUGAUGGUUUUUCUUCUUCCUGAUUUAUCCUGGCCCAAAAUACUUUAUAUUGCACUAAUUUACUAAAAUGACUGUGUGCUCGUUUCUCUUCUUUUUGGAAAAACUGUUAAUUUAAAAAAAAAAAUCAGAAAAGGCACAACGAUGAACUCUUGCUGGGGAGGAGGGAGGGGGAACACUUUAAUUUCACUGUGCUUUCCAUGGGAAAAAACACCACUGUCCCAAAAUCAUCCAGAAAAAAACAUUUUCCAGGAUUUCAAAUGUAGCUUCUUAGGAGACUUUCAGACAAAGCAUAACAUGUACAUAACAGGACUUCAGGCAGACUAUUCCUUUUUUAUGUAUCUGUUUGUCUUAAUACUUGAGUCGCUACGCCACACCCUGGACUGUUUCAAUGAUGUUCUGAAGCAGGUGGUGGCUUUUACUCUUCUCGCUCCCUGCCCCCCAAUAUACAAGUUUGAUUGCUUAGUUCUGUUGUAGCAUGUGGGAUGUGUGCGUUGUUGCCUGUACCCUGAAAGUUGGUGCCCCCCCCCCCCGAAAGAGCCUAUUUUUCUUUGUAUUGGAGGACACCACUGCAGUUUCAAUCUGUUCCUUUCAGAGCUGUGUAUGGCUCUUAAGAGACACACAAGAUCUUCAGGACUCCGGAUGUUAUACAGCAUGGAUUUUUCUUACAGUACCAGAGCAUUAAAGAAAAAAAACAUAUCAGGGUUCCUGUACAGCUUUUGAGGACACUUUGCCAUCUCCUUCAGCUGCCUCCCCCCCCCCUUUCAGACAUGCCUUUAAGAGGCUUUGCAACUUGUGAAGCAUCUAAGGCGACUUUGUCUCUCUGGAAACAAUUCCUCUUCAUUUUGAGAGUUGAUUGUGUUUUUAAUUAUCAUCACUUGGACACUUGAAUACACACCAUUUUUCAGAACAAAAUGAUUUUGAACCUUUUUGGGGUUUUUGGGUUUUUUUUACUGCUCAAGCCUUCUCGGCAGGGAGGUCGUUGGCAUUCAGGCACCAUCUGUUUCCGUGAACUGAUAACUGCGCGUGUGUUUUGGUCUCUCUCCCCCCCCUUCCCCUCCCCCCUUUUUAUGCUUUGACAACGUAAUGUGCUUUUUACCUUAUUUAUCUGUACAAGAAAUUCCAGCAGUUAAUUUGAAAGUGUUUUUUUUUUUUUUUAAUUUAUACAACAUUUGUAUUUUUAGGUCUUUAAUACAGUGUUUCUACUACCUCUUCUUUGUAACUGCAUGCAUUUCUUCUUGACCCAUAGCGUAAUAACUGAAAAAAACAAAACAAAAUCCUGUUGCAUAAUUUUUAUUAUGGCCUGUGUAAAUGUAUAUUAAGGUUAGAAACAAAAAAAUAAACUGAUAUGCAAAAGUG
Molecule: messenger RNA, 6611 nt
Organism: Rhineura floridana
Lineage: Eukaryota; Metazoa; Chordata; Lepidosauria; Squamata; Rhineuridae
Gene: ULK2
Product: unc-51 like autophagy activating kinase 2
Exons: 27
Coding region: 1424-4570 (1048 amino acids)
Biological process (GO): axon extension; protein autophosphorylation; autophagosome organization
Cellular component (GO): autophagosome; cytoplasm
Molecular function (GO): ATP binding; protein serine/threonine kinase activity
Source: RefSeq, a predicted model, not a curated record